This is a messenger RNA of Mastomys coucha (southern multimammate mouse), 2200 nucleotides long. It is a transcript of the gene Tspan6, whose product is annotated as tetraspanin 6. The transcript is spliced from 10 exons. The coding region runs from base 615 to 1352 and encodes 245 amino acids. NCBI's taxonomy places the organism in Eukaryota, Metazoa, Chordata, Mammalia, Rodentia, Muridae. The record is from RefSeq and is a predicted model, not a curated record. Gene Ontology annotation, cellular component: membrane.
UGGCUGGUAUAUGGUGCUCAGCAUGGCAGUCACUAGUAAUACCUGAAAGAAGAAAUUCAUCUUAUGGCCCAGAGGAACAUCUGUGAAGUUGCUUUCGAUGGGGAAUCCUCGGAGAGGGUCAGCUACCUUCAGAAGGAAGCUCUGCAUAUACUUAAAGCUUCAUUGCUCCAUCUGACUGCCUGUAGCUAUGGGCACUAGAGACCUGGUAGGCUGGACCUUCCAGCAUUGCAGGCAGUGAUAGACAACUUACGAUGAAGUAAAAAAAGACUCGGGGGAGAGGGGUGGGUGGGUGACAGGCAAGAUUCCAUAGAGGAGCAACAACAAUAACAAGAACCCACCACCAACAAAAAGGAAAAAAAAAAAAACAACCGAAGCAAGCUCCACUAUGACCUUUAGUUUUCAGUAACGACCAGCAGGGGGCGCUCCGAAAUUGUUGCAACUUUCCGGACAGCCUCCUAAGAAUGACCCUCUAGAAAAUCGUCUCCUGUUUCCGGUUCUUCUCAGUAGCAGAAACUCGUAAGUUUUCGGCAGUUUCCGGGGAAACUCGGGAACUCUCGCGCCUGGCAGGCUCGAGCCGAUCGCUCCGUGCAGAGGCGCAGGGUCUCGGGGUAGUCAUGGCGUCCCCAUCUCGGAGGCUGCAGACUAAACCAGUCAUUACUUGUUUCAAAAGCGUUCUCUUGAUCUACACUUUCAUCUUUUGGAUCACUGGUGUUAUCCUUCUUGCCGUUGGCAUUUGGGGCAAGGUGAGCCUGGAAAAUUAUUUUUCCCUCUUAAAUGAGAAGGCCACCAAUGUGCCUUUUGUGCUCAUUGGCACAGGCACUGUCAUUAUUCUCUUGGGCACCUUUGGUUGUUUUGCUACCUGUCGAGCCUCUGCCUGGAUGCUGAAACUGUAUGCGAUGUUUCUGACGCUCAUUUUUUUGGUCGAACUUGUUGCAGCCAUUGUAGGAUUUGUUUUCAGACAUGAGAUCAAGAAUAGCUUUAAAAGUAACUAUGAAAAUGCUCUGAAGGAAUACAACUCUACAAAAGAUUAUAGAAGUGAGGCUGUAGACAAGAUCCAAAGUACGUUGCAUUGUUGCGGUGUCACCAAUUACAGAGACUGGAAAGGUACAAACUAUUACUCAGAAACAGGAUUUCCCAAGAGCUGCUGUAAACUGGAGGGCUGUUAUCCACAGAGAGAUGCAGAUAAAGUCAACGAAGAGGGUUGUUUCAGAAAGGUCAUGACAACUAUAGAGUCAGAAAUGGGAGUCGUUGCUGGAAUUUCUUUUGGAGUUGCCUGCUUUCAGCUCAUUGGAAUCUUUCUCGCCUACUGCCUCUCUCGCGCCAUAACAAAUAACCAGUAUGAGAUAGUGUAAUCAGUACACACAUGGGCUUAUAUCUCCCUCAGUUUUAAGGUUACCUUUGUGAGUUAUAACAGCGCCUGGAUGGAGACUGACAUCUGCUUAGCCUGAAAAGCUAUACCAGUAGGCUGCUUCGAUCAAGAUCUUUGUGUAUUGUGUUCUAUGUCCACUUUCUGUCCUAUUCCUAUACCCCUGUAUCUCUAAAACACUGGAAGAGCUAGUAAAUUGUAAAUGAAAUAAUACUAUGUUUCUCUUGGGUUUUAUUUCUCAGUGUAGGACUUGUGAGAAGUGCUGUGAAUUUGCCAUUUUCCUAACAGUGUCACUGAUGGAACUUUAACCCCUACAAAUUUGUUGUUGAUGUAGUGUGAUAGAAAAUUGGCCUCCUUGAGUGGGCCUUGUACUAGUCAUAAUUUGUGUGGCUUGAUUAUAUAAUCUUCUCCAAAAAGGAAAGUUGCAUUGUGUAAUUUCAUUCCAGCUAGUCAUCAGAUGGUGCCCAUCAUUGGCAUUCCUGGGUGGUAGUACCAGUCUCAGGCUUUGGGUGCAAAGGACGGAGACUAAGAGCCUCUAUCCAUAUUCUGUGAUACAUCAGCUUUCAGCAUACAUUGUAUAUAUUUUUGUCACCAAACUAAGGCAUUUGUACUGAUUAUACUUUGUUAUUUGAAAGGUUAUAAUUACUCUAAUGGCAUCAGAACUCUUGUGUUUUCCUUGUGAAUUUACUGGAAAUUACUUGAUUAACUUCAGCUAAAUUUUCCUCACCAAGCAAAUCAUACUUCAUAUCAACUGUCAACAUUUUGGUUAACUUUAAUAGUAUUCAUUUUAUUUUGUAUCCUUGAUUAAUAAAUAAAAACCCUUUACACAAUAAA